Topomyia yanbarensis is the source of this 8394-nucleotide messenger RNA. Its product is annotated as SPEG neighbor protein-like. Gene Ontology annotation, biological process: synapse organization. The coding region runs from base 1342 to 2253 and encodes 303 amino acids. Lineage: Eukaryota; Metazoa; Arthropoda; Insecta; Diptera; Culicidae. Gene Ontology annotation, cellular component: neuron projection membrane. The transcript is spliced from 8 exons. The record is from RefSeq and is a predicted model, not a curated record.
GGUGGGAAACACUCGUGUCGGGGUCGAGGCUUUUGUGUUUGAAGACGUUCAAUCGAAAACUGUGAGGAUUUCGUCGUUUCCAGGUGUUCUACCGCGUUGGUGUGAGUUUUAGGAGGAUUCCAGAUGUUCUCCACAGCCGGUGGGAUGGUGUGAACUAUCAACCGUAAUAUGGAUAAAUGAAACUGUGUUAGAUGGUUGAGUUUUUUAUACAGAGAUUGCGAUUGGGAAUUAAUUGUACCCUGAAGUGCUAUUUGCGGUGCAGUAGUGGAGUUAAUUAACAUCAUAAUUUGGCUAAUUGAGGUGCUGAUUAAUGCAUAAUUUGUGGUGGCUUUUACAUGGUUGAAAACGGAGAGGAGAGAUUGAGAGAUCUUUACACGUUCAAGGACGCUCGAUAAUGUUGUGGUGUUACUUUACAGGAGCCAUAAGUGUAAAGAUGUUCAUCUUUGUAAUCCCACAGGGAGGAAGAGCAUUGUUGGCUGUGAGAGGGUUAUACCGGCCAACGUAAGAGUGUUGUGAGAAAAUCCACUGUUGAAAGGCAUUUCCGUUUUGCAAAGAAGAUAUUCGUGUUACAGUGUGAAAUGGAAUAGCUAAACAAGGCUCGUAAAUCGUUCCACCGGUGUAAGGGUAAACAGCAAAAGUGACUUGAUAAGUCAUGAUUUGAUGCACGAGGGUGGCCGGUUUCAUCAAAAAGAUUGUGCACGUAGUUAGUGUCGUAAAAUGUGAGCCUCCCCCGGAGAUUCGACGAUAUUGAAGUAGCUACAGGGCGAUGCUCGUAAAGUGACAUGACAUAAAGUGGGUUUCGGCAAUAAAAUAGACCGAAAACUCAGCUUCAGUGAAUCUGCAAGGGUUUGCCACAUCGGAGCAACCGGAGAGAAUGCUGUAAAAUGUGUAAUCAUCGAAGAGCGAUUUAAAAAGAUUAUUCGACUGAGACCUAUUUCGCCGAUGUGAUAAAUUGUUACUGUGUUUCGUUUAGUGGCAAUCCCAUUCAAACGACGAAAAAUUUAGUUCAAAACAGAAGACGGAAAAUUACGACAACCUGUGUGUUCAUGGUGUAAAGCAUAAAAUAAUAACCCGAAUUACAGUUAAUCCCAGUGUGAUUGAGGAUACCGUAACGGUCAAGGAUUAUAGGAUUCAAGUGAGCGAUAUAAGGUGAAGCAACACGAAGAACCAAUUACCGGUUUUUUGCCGAACGGAUUAACCAGCAUUCCUUAGUGGGAACAGUGACUAUAAAUCCCUCGUCUCAUCGUUUUUUCCCGCCGGUACGAGUGAAAUUGCUCGACAUGGAAGGAUAUUCCAUCUGAUUUCGUUACAGAACAUGGAUCUUUCACACGACUAGAAAAUAUGAAGCAUAUAGUGGUUGUGAUGGUUUUUCUUAACAUCAAUCAUGGCAUUACCUCCUCCUCACAGACAGUCGACAUCGAUGAGCCGCACACGUACACACCACCGAAGCACUACUUCCAGACGUCCUCCUUCGACGAUGCGGACCUGGAGGAUGACAUCGUGAAGAACCCACUGGACCGGGGACCGUACUUUGACAUCUCGGCAUCGAGGAAUGUGACGGCUCUGGUGGGAAACACGGCCUAUCUCAACUGCCGGGUGCGGAAUCUUGGCAACCGAACGGUAUCGUGGAUUCGGCACCGAGAUCUGCAUCUGCUCACGGUGGGCAAGGCCACCUACACCUCGGACCAGAGGUACCAGAGUGUACAUAAUCCUGCGCUGGACGAUUGGUCCUUGAAGGUGCUCUACCCGCAGCCACGGGAUUCGGGAGUGUACGAGUGUCAGAUAUCUACAACGCCCCCGGUGGGAUACUCCAUGACACUGUCCGUUGUCGAGCCCAUCACGACGAUAGUCGGCGGACCAGACCUGUACAUCGACACCGGUUCGACAGUGAACCUGACCUGCAUCGUACGACAUCUGCCCGAACCGCCACCGGUCAUACUGUGGACGCACAACGGCGAGGAAAUCAACUACGACUCGGCACGUGGCGGUGUCUCGGUAAUCACGGAGAAGGGUGACAUCACGACCUCGUAUCUGCUGAUACAGCGAGCAAGAACUACCGACUCGGGCAAAUAUACGUGCUCGCCCUCGACGGCCAAUCCGAUCACGGUGAACGUUCACGUGCUCAACGGCGAACAUCCGGCUGCCAUCCAGGGUGCGCAUUUGCUGCGAAGUAAUCGUAUCCUUGCCGCUGGCUGCUGCCUGGCGCUGUUCCUCCUGUCCAUCCUAGGCGACCGCUGGCCAGCUGUCAGAUAAAACUGGCCAUAAAUCAGCACCCGGCUCGACGCUCGGACCGGGACCACCGCGGCGUAAGGGGAACCCACCCUCUGCUCCCCAACACGGAUGACAUCAAUGGUACAGUUCCGGCAAACUCCGGUAAAGUAGUGGAGGAAAUAAUAAUAAGUUACAGCAGAAAGCAAAAAGCAAAAAAAAUGGAAAUAAUUGGACGAACGAACAUCCCUCGUGGAUCACUAGAUCAUUUUUUUUUUCAUCGGGAAUUCAAGAUAAAAGGAUAGUUUUUCUCGUCUCGUGUGAGUAUGCUUGGAACAUAGUGGAAAUGCUAGUCUGGAGGCUAGCAAAGGGGAACAAAUAACUAACAUUUCCAGUUUCGAAAAAGAUCACUAGCACUGCAUAAAUAGCUGACGGGACACUAGGUUGGGAAAUGCAUCGCAGAAAAUUGGAGUGUGGAGUGUACGACAGACGGGUACUGCUUAGUAUCAUAUGAUGUUAAUUCAGCACUCGAAUAAGAAUGGUAUUGAAACUACUAGUGGGCGAAGUAACAGACAUCUCAUAUCAGAAAAUUUCUUAUAGGUCGCUGUUAUUUAUUAUAUUAAUUUGAAUAGUAUCAUAUUGAGGGCCACUUAUGCAGUGUAUUUUUGCAUUUUCUAAAUAGGCUGGGAAGAGAAUUUUCAGUACCAGAAUGAUGGAAAAAGAUGUUCUACACACUUUUUAAGUGGAAAAUAGUUGUUUUUAUUUCGCAUCACUCCACUCGGUCAUGCAUCUUUUUUGUGCAGGUAUUUUGAGUGCACGUCUAUCCUUUCUACUAAUUUGUAUACACAGGCAUACAUUCUGGAACAAUGCUUCCGACUGUAAUAUUUGUUUGGGGCUCUCACUCUAGUCAUUUGCGAUUUCCGGUGGUUAGAAGACCGAGUUUGUUUUCCUAGCCAGCAAAACUGCUCAGAGUACAAAGCUUACAAUUUAACAACAGUUUUGCUAGAUCAUGUUUGACCAGCUGAAGUUGGUCGAACGUUGUCUGAGUUGGUCUAAGCAUACAGACAAAGUGGACCGACUGAAGUAAUUUCUGUCGUGAAUUUGCAAUCGAGAGUUUUGAUGUAGUACUGAAACAGAGCGGUGAGAUCAGCAGCAUCCGUUAUAUAUGUUCGGUACGAAACGGCUUAAAUGGUACAGUUUCAUAAGGACUUAAGGACAGAGUAAUAACAUUGAUUGAUGCUCGUCGUAUAAUAACGUUAAAUUUUUUGAAUCAACCUAAAUCUGGUUUAAUGUGUAUUGUUAAAUGUAUUAGGUUACUUUAUGCUGAAGUUAGGUUACUGAAAGAACGCUCUAAAAAUGGUGGAAAUUAUUCAAUGGUGAAAUAGAUUCAUUUUAAGAUUUAAUUCACCAUUAGAUUAAGGAAGGUUAUUUGUAUGUUCAUUAAGAUUAUGUUAUUCCGCAAGCUUUACCCAAAACUAUCUUUAUUCUUGAAGUAAACUAGCACAGUCAUUUAUUUUAGUUAACUCUGGGAUAAUAUAUAGCGGCAUCAUUGGAGGAUCUUUCCAGGAUAUUCGAUAUUGAGUAUAUUGUUCAAAACUUCAAUCAAUUUGUUUUUAUAGUAUGCUGUCUAAAACUUCAUAGUCUAAUACACUUUUCAUCAUACAGUAAAGACUCGUUUUAUUGGCCCCUUUGUGUAUUUUGAAUCUGGACAUAUAUUUUCCUUUCUUUUCAAUUAACUUAAGCCGUUAAACAUUCUUCUUUAGACGUAGCCUCUACUCUUUUUUGUUUAUUUUGAAUAUAUUUUCCUUAAAAGCAUCUUCCAGUGUAAAAUUUAAAAAAUAAUGUUGCAUUAUUUUUUGCAUAUUUUGCUUCUUUGCGAUAAACAAUGAGCCCACUAAAGCGUUUACUCGAAUUUGACAUGAUUCGACUGCUGAAACCCUUCAAACGGAUUUUCAUGCGGGGCCGAUAAAAUCGGGAACUGAUAAAAAACACUGUAUAACGGGUACAGGUUUUCCUGACUUUAGUCUUAGACUUUAGUCUGAUAGACUCUGUAAGUUAGAUGCAGCAAUCCAACUAUGCAGCUGUUGGAAUUUCAUCUGAUUUCAGAUAUCGGAUUUCGGAUUCCAGAUUUCAGAUUCCAGAUAUUGGAACCUGAAAUUAGGACACUGAUCCCGAUAUAGAUUCCGGAAAAACUAAACUAAACUAAAAUGUUCUGAGAGCUAAUUUAAAAGUUUUAGCAGGUAAUGUGAUUUUCCUUCAUAUUUUCCCAUAGUUGGCAGCAUUGGAAAACUUUCAAUCGAAGUUGUCCAAAUGAUAUGAAAUUUGGCAUCUGAGCUUACUUUUAUAUUUGGCACAAUAUGCCUUUGAGAAUCCAAAAUUAGUUGUUUUAUGGCAAUGACCUAAUGGAUCUCCCACACUGGUAUGCAUAUCGCAAUGUAUGCGGCGGAUACUCAACUUAACAUUCCUGAUGUAAUGAUCGACUGUCUGUUUCGAAGCAGAAAAGACCUUGCUCUGAUAGGCCUAAAACUAUUGGCUUCUUUAUAGAUUGAGCGCCUACCUUUAGGAACACUGGCGGCUCCAGGGAGGGGCACGGUAGGUAGUGCCCCCCCCCUAUUCGACCAGAAGCUGUUUUGGUAAAAAGAUGUUUGUAUUUCCCUACUUCAAUAUGCCAAAUAUUUUAGAAACGAUGAGUUUAUUUUUUUAAUGUUACCACUUCAUUUAACCAAGUGUAAGCAAAUUCAUUAAAUUUGGUAACAAAUGCAAUUUCGAUUUUUUUAGCAAUAAGUAAAGUAUUGACUCUAUUAGGGAUUGUGCUACCGGUAGUACCAGUAUCGAAAAUCCGGGGAAUACCGACUCAUUUUGGGUACAGUGAUGCCGCUCAAUAUUGCCCAUCUACAGGAUAUAUAAAAACACUAAUCGUGACAUUAAAGGUGUCAUUCGUCUCCGAUCCCUCAAUCCACGCUGGAUAGUGUUUGUAGACAGGGAAUUCAGAAGUGUCGCAGUUUUAUUGUACACAUUGGGACGAGCGAAAAUUUGAAAGGAGGGGGUGCUCACGCACGAUUAAUUUAAUGACUGCUUUGCCCUUGAGGAACUGUGAUAAUUUGAACGGAGAGAGAAUUGUUUGUUCAGUUAUGUAUGCUGUCAGACUCUCUAUACAUGCCUUUGUAGAGUGUAGUUAAAAUCUCGAACUUACAAACUGGAAACUAGCUUUUCCGCACAGUUUUAUCCUGAUCAAACCUUUCAAUAUUGGUGCCCAUUUCAAAAUAUCGACCAGCAAUAUGGGGUUACAGGUUUAAUGGGUCGAAAAUAAUUACAACGAUCUUGUUUAAAAUUUUCAAGUAUUUACAAUGAAUGGGAAAAAAUGUUACAUAAACGAAGUUCUGAUUUGUUCCCAUCAGUCGCUAUGUACCGACAUAAUUAGUUUGUGGCGUGACGCUGGUUUCGAUUUGCUAAAAUUUCUCUACAAAAGAACGAACACUGAUUUAGUACAUAACACUAGUUUACAAAUUUUGGGGUGAUUGCAUGAAGUUAAGAAAAAAGGUGUUUUCUAAGUCAAUAUUGGGUCGUUGAACACGAAAAUCAUAUUCAUUUUUUUUUUUUUCAAAGAACCGUUUUGAGAUUUUUUGAAAAACGAGCUUUUGAGCACUUUUUGCAGUUAUUGGUUAAUAUCUCAGGAACAAAUCUUCCGAUUAACACAAUCAACUCACCAUUCGAAAGGUAUUGAUGUGUUCAUUCCAAAAGUGCAUAACAUGUUUGGAUUAAAUAUCAAUAAUAUAGGGUUAAGAGCAACAAAAAUCAAAAAAGGAAUUUUUGGUAAAAUUAUUCAUUUUUAGUUGAUUUGUCAUAAAAAAAUAUUUUGGCAAAAAAAAUCUUUUGAAAUCUUAUGUGACAGACAAACUUCUCACGUGAAUUUUAAGCCUAAGAUCACGAAAAUCCGAUAAAAAAUGGUGAUGUUAUUAAGCACCGAGUGAAAAUUGUUUUGUUUUUCACAUAUCUCUUUUGGUCUUAAAUAAGAUCACACUAGUUUACAUGAAAAAUGAAGUUGUAUGAUAAAGUGUUUUCUAGAUUAAUUUUGGGUCGCUGAACACGAAAAUAAUACUCAAUUUCUCUUUCAAAGAAGUUCGAGUUUGAAAAAAAAUCUUUUGCUUCAUUUUUGGUUUUGCUCUGUUUUUUAUUACAGAAAAAUGAUUUUUCAUAUUUUCAGAAUCUUAUAUGACAGAUUUUAACAAUUUUAAGGUAAUCGCGAUAAGCUAAAAAGAAAGUUGUUUUCUAAGUUAAUUUUGGAUCGUUGAAUACGAAAACAAAGUCCACUUUUUUUAAAGAAGCAUUUUAAAAAAAAGUCUAAUGUUCGACCGUUUUUUAAAAGAAUGCAUAUUUCUAGUUAAUUUUUUAUAAUAGAUCAAGGACAGAAGAAUUUUUUUAAAAAUCUAAUGAGAUAAAUAAUCUUUUUACAUAAAUUUUAAGCCAAUGGUCACACAAAUAUGAUGAAAAAUGUAAAUGGUAUGAAGCACUGAGUGAAAACUGUAACUUUUUAUUUUUUGCACAAUCAUAUUUUCGGCUGAAAUAAUCUUCUAUACUUGAUAGUUAUUGUUUGUGUUGGCUACUGUCUUCUCGAGCUUGCAUCCAUCCAUCCUGCGCCAUUUGAAUGGUUUUGGAUAUUUCAUUUUACAACUAAGUUCUCUUUUUAAAAUGUGGGAAAUUGGGAAUAUUCGUUGGAAAAGAUUUUUGUCUGUGGUGAGUAAAUAUUUAACGAAUUAAAGGAAUUUUCGCUUUCUGCUUCAACAGGGUUCGCAGCCUAUUCUCAGUUCACAGAACAUUACGUGGCUAGUGCUACAAUCCCACUGAGUCCCGAUAGGGACUCGAAUAUUUGAUGACUGGCUUAUGAGACCAGUGCUACACGCCCUAAACCGUCGCACCAGGGCCGGGACUCCUAAAAUCAUAAAAUUUCCAUUUCGCUCAAUGUGCCAUAGCAUCAAUAUUUUUCAUCCGAUGUUAGUGAUAUUAGACUUAAAAUUAACGUAAACAUAUUAUCUGUCAUCUUAGAUUCUAAAAGGUCUGAAAAAAGAUUUGUUCUUCUGUAAAAAAAGCAAUUAAAAAUGAGUAACUUUUAAAAAUGGUAAAAAAUGCACUUUUUUAAACUUUGGACGCUUGCAGCACUACAAAUUUUACAUAUGAUCGACACAUAUUAUAUGUUUUUGGAAAGGGUAUCUCGGCACCUUUCAACUUGAAUAUUGACUAUAUUAUAUGGAUGAUUUUGACACGAAAUACUGAACUACAAAAAGUGCUCAAAAAUGAGUUUUUUGAGCAAAUCACAAAAUCGCUUCUUUGAGCAAAAAAAUGAAUAUUGUUUUCGUGUUUAGCGACCCAAAAUUAGUCUAAAAAAUACUUUUUUUUUAAGCUUAAUUUUUCUUGUAAACUAGUGUAAUUUUACGCGCGAUUCCUACGAAUUGUCGCGAAUGGCGAGUGGAGGAAGCCUGGAAUUUCAAAAAAGAGAAUCAGGAAAACCGUUCUUUAACAUAAGGUUUCUGUACAGUGAAUUGUGAAAUCUGAUCCAAAGAAUCAUGGAUUUGAAAGUUCUAUUCCACUAUGAAGUUCUUCAUGAUUAAAAUAAAUAUUUAACCCCUUCAUACCCAUGUUGUUUAUAAACAACAACGUUUUUACACGUCCAUGACCAUUGAUCCAGGCAAGAAUUUCUCACUAAAACAAGUAAGACUAAUUGUGACUGUCAUCUUUCAUUUAAGCUGGAAAAACGUAAAACUGAAAGUAUUGCAAUUAGUGUGAUUGGAUUCCUAUGAAGUAGUGCUUCCAGGAACAGUAUAAGUCAACAGUGAAAAGUGGAAUUUUGAUACAUAUUCGUUAAGUUGUCAACAGUUUUUACGGCAUUUAUUUAGCAAGGGACUGGAAGGUGAAGUAUAAUUUUCAAUAUUUAGAGCCAUAGUAGGGGAGAGAGGGUAACAGUGGAUCAGCAGGAACUAUGAAACAUUCGCAAUAAAAUCACAAUGCAUGAUCGGAAUCGUCUAAUUCCCUCAUAUUUCACAAUUUCUAAUUCUUUACACGUGUUGCUAUAUUUUGGAAGAGAUCUGAUAACUCUAUCUCUUUUAAUGGAUAUUUGUUUGUUUUGUGAUAGCCAGAGUAAAUUUGCAAUGAUAAACAUUAUUCCAUCUUUAUGAAUUACCAUUCAUUGAA